Molecule: messenger RNA, 6254 nt
Organism: Cervus elaphus (red deer)
Lineage: Eukaryota; Metazoa; Chordata; Mammalia; Artiodactyla; Cervidae
Gene: POU2F2
Product: POU class 2 homeobox 2
Biological process (GO): regulation of transcription by RNA polymerase II
Cellular component (GO): nucleus
Molecular function (GO): RNA polymerase II cis-regulatory region sequence-specific DNA binding; DNA-binding transcription factor activity, RNA polymerase II-specific
Source: RefSeq, a predicted model, not a curated record
CUUUCUCUAUGUCUCUGUGUAUCUCUGUGUGUCUCUGUAGGUCUCUGUGGGCUUCUUGUCUCUGUGUCCCCCUCGACUCCCCGCCCCACUCUCCUCUCUCUGUUACUGCAUCUCGGUUUCAGCCUGUCUCUGUGUGUCUCUGCGUGUCUCUGUGUCUCUGAGUCUCGGGCUUCUCCCUGCCUCCGUGUCCCCUGCGCUCCCCGCCCUCUCCCUCUCCCUCUCUCCCCCCUCGCUCUCUCGCUCGCGCUCUCUCUCUGAGCAUCCUUGGGCCCGGGGUUGCCAUGGGGACAAGGUGGGAGCCGGGGAUGGCGCGCGCCUGGGCUCGCGCCGGCAGCUCAGGCGAGGAGCAGCGGCCAGAGCAGCGCCAGCAGCAGGCAGCGAGCGGGCGCGGGAGCGGGAGCGGGAGCGGGGGUAGCGUUGGCGGCGGCGGCUCCUCCUCGGCCAUCCCCUCGGAGCCGUGCAGCUGACGCGCAUGGCGAAGACAGCGGCGCCUACCGAUGGGAGCAGCGAAAUAAGAAUGUCUAAGCCCCUGGAGGCCGAGAAGCAAGGUCUGGACUCCCCCUCAGAGCACACAGACACUGAAAGAAAUGGACCAGACACUAACCAUCAGAACCCCCAGAAUAAGACCUCCCCGUUCUCCGUGUCCCCGACUGGCCCCGGCACCAAGGUGGGCAUUCUCUCUGGCCUCCACUUAACAUUCUGGGGUCCCGGACCCUGCCUCUCUCCCCCCCAGAUCAAGGCUGAAGACCCCAGCGGCGACUCAGCCCCAGCAGCACCCCCGCCUCCGCAGCCGGCUCAGCCACACUUGCCCCAGGCCCAGCUCAUGUUGACUGGCAGCCAGCUAGCCGGACUCACGGCCCUGAUGCCGGCUCAGCAGCAGCUCCUCCUGCAGCAAGCGCAGGCCCAGCUCCUGGCCGCCGCCGUGCAGCAGUCCAGCGCCGCCGCCGCCGCCGCCGCCUCCACCUCCUCCUCCUCUUCCUCCUCCUCCUCCUCCUCGACCUCGCAGCCCCCAGCCUCCUCCUCCUCCGGGGGAGGCGACCUGCCACCACCACAGUCUGCCAGCCAGCCCCCAGGAACCCCACAGCUCACCCUGUCCCAGCCCAUCCAACUCACAGCACAGGACAUCCAGCAGCUCCUCCAGCUCCAGCAGCUGGUGCUUGUGCCAGGUCACCACCUCCAGCCACCUGCUCAGUUCCUGCUGCCACAGGCCCAGCAGAGUCAGCCAGGCCUGCUACCGACGCCAAAUCUAUUCCAGCUACCUCAGCAAACCCAGGGAGCUCUUCUGACCUCCCAGCCCCGGGCAGGGCUGCCCACACAGCCCCCCAAAUGCUUGGAGCCACCAUCCCAUCCCGAGGAGCCCAGUGAUCUGGAGGAGCUGGAGCAGUUCGCUCGCACCUUCAAGCAACGCCGCAUCAAGCUGGGUUUCACACAGGGUGACGUGGGCCUGGCCAUGGGCAAGCUCUAUGGCAACGACUUCAGCCAGACGACCAUUUCCCGCUUCGAGGCCCUCAACCUGAGCUUCAAGAACAUGUGCAAACUCAAGCCCCUUCUGGAGAAGUGGCUCAACGAUGCAGAGACUAUGUCUGUGGACUCAAGCCUGCCCAGCCCCAACCAGCUGAGCAGCCCCAGCCUAGGUUUCGACGGGCUCCCCGGCCGGAGACGCAAGAAGAGGACCAGCAUCGAGACAAACGUCCGCUUCGCCUUAGAGAAGAGUUUUCUAGCGAACCAGAAGCCUACCUCAGAGGAGAUCCUGUUGAUCGCAGAGCAGCUGCACAUGGAGAAGGAAGUAAUCCGCGUCUGGUUCUGCAACCGGCGCCAGAAGGAGAAACGCAUCAACCCCUGCAGCGCGGCCCCCAUGCUGCCCAGUCCGGGCAAGCCGGCCAGCUACAGCCCCCACCUGGUCACACCGCAAGGGGGCGCCGGGACCCUGCCAUUGUCCCAAGCUUCCAGCAGUCUGAGCACAACAGUUACUACCUUAUCCUCAGCUGUGGGGACACUCCACCCUAGCCGGACAGGUGGAGGGGGUGGGGCCGGGGGCGGGGCCGCGCCCCCCCUCAAUUCCAUCCCCUCUGUCACCCCCCCACCCCCGGCCACCACCAACAGCACAAAUCCCAGCCCUCAAGGCAGCCACUCGGCUAUCGGCUUGUCGGGCCUGAGCCCCAGCACGGGAAGCACAAUGGUGGGGUUGAGCUCCGGGCUGAGUCCAGCCCUCAUGAGCAACAACCCUUUGGCCACUAUCCAAGCCCUGGCCUCUGGUGGAACCCUCCCCCUUACCAGCCUUGACAGCAGCGGGAACCUGGUGCUGGGGGCGGCUGGCGCAGCCCCAGGGAGCCCAGGCCUGGUGACCUCACCACUCUUCUUGAACCACGCUGGGCUGCCCCUGCUCAGCGCCCCGCCUGGCGUGGGCCUGGUCUCGGCAGCCGCUGCGGCCGUGGCGGCCUCCAUCUCCAGCAAGUCUCCUGGCCUCUCCUCGUCCUCCUCCUCGUCCUCCUCCUCGUCCUCCUCCACCUGCAGUGAGACGGCAGCACAGACCCCUGGAGGCCCAGGGGGACCCGAGGUAGGGUCCAAGCCCGAGUGAGGGCCCGCCAUGCCUCCCCUCCGACUCCUCUGACCCCCCUGCCUCUGUCCCCUGCCUGGGAAGUGGGCGAGGAGGCCAGCGCUGGGGGCACCGAGGGUCCUCGGAGCAGGAGUGACAAGGGAGGAAAGACCAAAAAAUAAAAAAAUAAAAAGCAAAAGACCAACCAACAAACCAAAAAGAAAAAAAAGAAAGAAAAGAAAUCAACCAACAGAAAAAAGAAAACCAAAAAUAAUCACAAAGAAACCAGCUGCCCCAAAGGAACCAGAGAUGAAAAACAAACAUUAAAAACAAAAACCAAAAAACAAAAAGUUCCUCACCAAACUGAACAAACCAAAUACCAGUCUGGAGCCAGACCUCAAUGUGCUCACCCUCACUGCUACGACACCAAAUAGGAGCCCAGCCAGGGGCGUCACAGCCUCAGCAGGGCGGACCUUACUCGACCCCUGGUGUAGGGCCAGGGCUCCCCCCUGGGGGGCGGUGGCCAGAGAAGGAAAAAGAGAAUGUGCCAGCCUUCCAGCCUGUACCCCCUGCCCUGGGCCAGCCAAGACAGGGCACAGCCUGCGGUGGAGGGGGUGGGCUCAGAACUACCCACCAAAUAUUCUUUUCCAGAAGGUGAAAGAGAAAGGGCCUGAACAACCUUACACCAAAUAUUCAGUAGCUUCAUCCAAAGGAUGUACAGAAUUUUUAGCAUUGUGCUCAACAGAAUGUGUCCCUGUUGUGUGUCCCCCCCUCUCUCCUGGCCCCUAGCUCUCCCCGCCCGGGCAGGGGGUCUCGCUUUAACCUCCUCCCUCCCCCACCCAGGGGAGAGUUCGAGGCAAGGCCUGGGAUGACUUUUCAGCCCUUUUACCUCCUCCGCCCUUUCCCUUUGAAGGUGGGCUAGGCCGUUUUGCCAAGCUCUAGCUCUCACAUGUUCCCCCUACCACCCCCCGCCCCCCGCCCACCCGUCACCUCACCCUCUUCUGCUCAGGAACCUCCCACUAUCCCUGGUCCGAGGGAAGGAGGAAGUUUCAGACAAGAGAGGAGAAGGUGAGGGCGUUCAAGUUGUCUUUUUUUCCAUCCUCGUCUGUCAGUUUCCCUUAAAGAAAAAAAAAAAAUUCAUAUUCCAGUGCCUAUCCGUGGGAUCCUUCACGUUCUUUGACAUUUUUGACCAGAAACCAAAAAGAGAACUCACCUCGCUCCUCCCACCCUGUGCCCCUCCAAUACUGGCAGAUGCCUCUUCCUCCCCCUCCACCCCACAUGCACACACGCACGCACCCCAGUGGUGGGGUUCCUCCAGAUGGCGUCCCCAUCAGGGUCCGUGUGGCAGGGACAGUGCCAUGGCCCGUGGUCCCCAUCCGAGAGGGCGCUGUGGUGACCACCACUCCCACAAGACCUCCCUUGAGUCUUGGCUGGACCCCAGGUUUGCCCAGCCCCGGACGCAUCUCGCUGGACAGAGGAGAGACGCUGCUGGGAGCCACGUUGCCCUCCUGCUAUUGGGGAGGCCAACAAAGUUUUGAACCAAAAAAACAAAACAAAAAAACCAAACAAACAAUAAAUUAAAACUAGGAAAAAAGAAAGAAUUUAUAGAUAUAUAUAUAUUUAAGGGAAAGAAGACGAGGACUCUUCAACGAAUAAGAAGGAGCCGCAAGGUGGAGCCAGGCCCCUGCACCAGUGGUCCAGGCCUUUGGUCCCCAAAGCGGAUGGAAGGAUGGAUGCUUCUUUCUCUUCACAAAUACCUCAUGGACGUUGUCUUCGGGAAAGCUGGAGGGGGGCGGCUGGGGCCGGGCCUGCCCCUCAGCCAGGGCGGAUGGAAGCGGGUGGGCAGGGCUGAGAGAGGGUGUCAGGGACGGGGGUGAAGAGCCCCAAGCUCCCUGCCUCCCCCCCCAAUCAACUGAAAAAGCUUUAAAAAAACAAAACAGGAAAAAAGAAAUGAGAAAGCAAAAAAGAAUGGACGAAGGAAAACUAACAAACUUUCGGGUGGUUUGAUUCCUCCUUUUGAGUUCUUCUGUCCUCUUCAGUCUGUCCUCUCUCCCAUCUCCUCCUUUCUCUCGUCUGUCCCUCCCUCUUCCUCCCCUCCUCUCUCACCUCUCGCCAUCUCCUGUUUCUGUGUCUCUCCUCAAACCAAAGUGUUGCUGUGAAGGACGCGAGCCAUUGAAAUCAGAGUGGCCCCUGCCCCUGGCUGGGCAGGCGCAGAGGGAGGGGAGAGCCCCAGGAGCCUGGCGGGGCUGCCCAACACUCCCAGGAGAGGCAGACGGGAGCCUCGGAUGCCACCCUGGGCCCCGAGGCCUCAGCGUUCUCUUUCUUUCUUGUCUCCCUUCUCCCACCUGGGAAAUGAAACUUUCGGGCUGGGCCAUGGAGGCAGCAGAGACUCAGCUGUUUCAGGGGUCUCGGGGUGCCUUGUCUGGGAAGUGGUGGAGCGGUUGCCCCUCCCACCCUGGCACCGAUGGGGCCUGGCAUGCCGUUGACCCAUCCUCGCCAGAAUGUAAGCAUCUCCGCUGAACCUACUCCCCGCCCUUACCCUACCUCUGAGUUUGUCCGUUUUUAUUUCCUGAAGAGAAGGGACUGGCUAGCGGGCCUGGGCCCUAGCCCAAGGGUGGAGACGGGGCCACGGGCUCAUGAACGGAUAGGAAGGACGUUUGAGCAGAGCCAAGUGAAAGGAAUUGCAACCAAAAACCCCUCCGAGAAGACAGGCAGCAUGGAAGGCAUGGUGGAGAUGACUCAAAAAACUAUGAUUCUAGACCAAAAAAUAGAAAAAAAAGAAAAAGAAAAAAAAAAGGAAGAAAAAAAAGGAAAAAAGAAAAAAAAGAAAAGGAAAGAAAAUCCAGGACUCACCACCACCCACUUCAUCCUGCUUCCUCCCCAUCAAGUCCUGCGUCCCGGACUGCUGCUCCUCCUCCACCCCAGUACCCAGUAGGAAGCUGGCAGAGAGGAGAGGAGGAAGCAGGGGGCAGGGAUGGGCCUAUGCCCUGACAUUGGUGGAGGGACCCCCGUGUAGCCAGGGUGGUGGGGACCCUCCCCAUCCAACCCCCAUUAUCUGGGAAAAGAAAAAACAAAGAGAAAAAGAAAAUUCCUGGGAGGGGGAAAAAAUAACCAAAUCCCAAGCUUUAACUACAGCUGUGAAACCAAAUAUUGGGAAGGGGGUGGGAGGGAGGGAGGGGCAAGUGUGCCCCAGGUCUCCCCCCUGGGCCCCCCUCCCCCGAGGACUCGAGAUAAGGCACCAAAUACCUCAUAGAACUUUAAUGUUAAAAAAUGGAAACCAAAUAUCGUUGGCUGGGGGCCAGCCAGGGCAAGGGGCUGGGGGGCUGAGGGAGCCAGGGUUAGGAAGGUGAUGGGGGAAUUCAUGCCCCCCACCUCCCUCUGCCCCUUCCACUCCAGCCUCCCCCGUCUCGACUCCGGGAAACAAAACUAUCUCAUCGUUUUUAUUUUGUGGUCUGUACAGAGCCUGUGUCCGUGUGUCUGUGUGCGAGCGAGAGAGUUGGGGGGCUGGGGAACUUUAUGUGGGGUUGGGGAAGGAGACCUCAGGCCAGGUUCUGGGCUAGGGGAGAUGUCUGAGGUGGGGGGCCAGGGGCCUGGGCUAGGAAGAAGGAUGAGUGGACUGGAGAAAGUGGGAGCCCUCAAUUUCUCCUCCCCAACCCUGACCUUACUCAAGGGAGGGACAGAGACUGGGUCUACCUAACGGUGGACCUUUUAAUUGUGC